GUUUUACAUACCAUUCCAUACUUUCUUCAAACUAAGAUCAUAUCUACCACCAUGAUGAACAGAACCCCCCGAGUUGCGACCUGUUGUCUGAGACAGCAACGCCAAUGGCAAACGAAAGGUCGUUACCGCAAUGCGAGAUUCCAAUCUACCUCGUCCGAGUCGACCAGCGGUGGUAAUCCUGCCCUUACGGGUGGACUUACUGGCGGUGCUGUUGCUUUGGUAGUCGGGUACGCAUGGUACCAUUUCUCCGGUGCGCGGACUGUCGUCAAGACCGUGAAGCAGACGCAGAGCUACGCCGAUCAAGUCAAGCAGGGGAUUAUUCAGAACGCGCCGGAGCCUGACAAAGCGCUGGAGUGGCUUCGGGAUACGUUGAAGAGUUAUGCGGCGUUUAUCCCGGGCGCGAGUCGACAAAUCGAUGUUAUAUUCAGUGAUCUUGAGAAGGUCAAGAGCCGACAUGGACCUGAAGUGGAUGCCGUUGUACGAGACGCGUAUCGGGACUUGAAGGAGUUGGGGAAGAAGGGAGGGUCGAAUGCCGAUACGGCGUUCCAGGCACUACAUGUGCUUCAGAAACAUCUGGGACGGUUGGUGGAUUUGUCUGGUGAUGCGGCCGGGGAUGUAUUGGAUAAUCAUCCGUGGUUGCAGGAGAAGGUUGGUGGGGGGUGGGAGCAGUUGAAGGAGUUGGGGGAUGCGUAUGGGCCGCAGGCGAAGGAGGAGGUGGAGAAGACGAGGGAGCAGGUGGUGGAGGUGGUGAAGAAGGGGUUUAGUCUUGGGUCGGUGGAUGAGAUUCGGAAGUUGAUUCAGGAGAAGACGGAGAAGUUGCAGAAGUUGGGCGAUGAGGUGUGGCAGAAGGGGUUGGAGGAGAGCAAGCAAUAUCUGGAUAAGAAUCCUAAGGUUAAGGAGUUGGUGGAGAAUAAUGCGGAUGCUCUGAAGAAGGGCAAUGUGAGUGAGUUGUGGGGUCUGGUUAAGGAGUCGGCGUCUUCAGGAAAGACGGAGCAAGUGGAGAAGUAUGUGAAGGAGAAGGUCGACAAGGCCCAACAGAGCUGGUCGUUUGAUCUGGAUAAGUGGGUUAACUUGGUGCCCGGGGGAUCGAACAUUCUAAGCCAGUUGCAGUCGCUUCGGACGUUGCAGGAGAAGAAGGGUAAGGAGGCCGAGAGCGUUCUGAAGGAGACCGUGGAAGAGAUACAGGAGGUGUUGAAGAAGAGAAAGGAGCAGAUGGAGAAGCUCGCUGGGGAGGCCGAAAAAGAGAAAAAGUAAUGAGGCCUAGUGGGGAUUACUGUAUAUUAAGACAAAGAUUCUUUAAUAGAUUUAUUGAAUGAUUGGG
Molecule: messenger RNA, 1321 nt
Organism: Aspergillus sclerotioniger CBS 115572
Lineage: Eukaryota; Fungi; Ascomycota; Eurotiomycetes; Eurotiales; Aspergillaceae
Exons: 1
Coding region: 52-1254 (400 amino acids)
Source: RefSeq, a predicted model, not a curated record